AUGUCUCAACGUCAGCUUCGAGGCAUCCGCUUGACCGCGGUCUUACCCGGUUUCCCUUCGCAGCCGUCGAAUUUCAUCACCCCAGCAUCACGCGAAGAAGCGGCCUGGUCGUCCGUCGGAGCCGGGAAAGAAAUCCUGUUCAGUGAGCUCGAGAGGCUGUACUGGGAAGGGGUGAAGGAGGAACUCGAAAACAUUAUCCGCACGUUGAAAGUAUGGCAGCAGCCGGAAUUUGCUGACAUUGUCGUGGCGGACGAGACAGAUGACUUUGUCCAUGGAUUUGACACGUUUCUUGACCAGGUUGGCCAGGAGGCGCGGGCAUUUGCUAUCAGACGUGUCCAAGAAAGAGAAGCUGAAGCGCAAAAACAAGACCACAUGUCCUCUCAGGAGAGUCACACAAAUGCUCUAAGAAAAACCAUGAUGGACAGCAAGGCCGAGCACAUUAGUUCUAAAAUCAAGUCUUCAGUAAGACAAGCUGUUAAUGAUAUACCCAGACUCUCUGGACUUGAACAACGAGCAUGGGUACUACUUCAGGCCACCGGAUUCCUCGAUAUCGAAAAGCUGAUCGAACAUCGCCCACCGCUGAAUAAACUUGGAUUCUGGAAGAGACCAGCCAUCCCUCAGCAAGUUGCUCUCUCAAAGUUCGACCACCUUUGGAUACCCAGGUUCCAGCCCAUGCAUUGCGCAAGACCGGAGUGCAAGAGCAUCAUCCGAGGAAGCAUGUUUAUCUCUCACAGCCAUGAUGAUCCUAGCGUUGUCUGCGAAGGAUGCUACCGACUUUAUUACUACGGUAAAGAAUCAUAUGUCAAAGCCUACAAGCACUGCAUCCUUCAACAGUCAAUCACUCCGGAUAUAAGCAGGAAUAUCUGUCGCUGUAGCACAGUCCCCCGCUAUGACAACUCAGGAAGGCCGUUAGCACUGUUUCCGGUCGAUAAAAAUGUCAAGCAUCUCGACGUUGGGGGAUUCGGGACCAUCCAGUGCAGUCUUCUAAAGCUUGGGGAGCUCGUCGCUCGUGCCAAGUACGACGGCCUACAGUCAACUGUUGGGAUCAAGAAGGCCAAGCCCAUGCCGACGUUCUCGAAAUUCAGCAUUGAGAAUAUCGCGGCUAAUACUAUGCAGAACAGGACACAGAAGCAGGCUGGACAGAAACAAGAAAAGAUGAAGCUGGUGACAGGAACCAGUCUCCAUGACUCACAGAAAAGCUCGGCUACGUCAAGUUCAACCAGUGUGGUCACGGAGGCACAGGCUGACACGGACAUUCCCCUCUUCUUCAGAAAGUUCACUAACAAGUACCCCUUUGGGAACGUCCAUAUGGCACUGCGUGUUGGACCAAUAGUUAUUGAAAACGGCGUAGCACACACCAAGGGAGGCGCGCUCGUCACCCUGCGCGAGGUGCCUAUCUUUCACGAGCGGUUUAGAUUUUCCAACGGUCGGCGCCGAAGCCUCGCAAUUGCAGGGUCUCCUGACAGGACGGUGUGGCAACAAAUGCGGCCGGUAACGAACCAUACAAAGAGAUAUAAGGCAAUAAUGAAACAAGUGGUCGGAGCGCCUUUCAGCGGGCUCCUCUCACAAAGUGACGAGCUCGAUAUUGUCCGAGACAUUCUGACAGCUAGCCGGCGGCCAUUCGAUAACCACGGCCUGCCGGCUUCAGACAAGCAGAGGAUCCUGGAUUCGGCUCUCGAGCCAGUGUUGCAGAAGGUCAAGAAACUCCUGAAAAGUCGAGUGAACAUCUAUCUCGACAGUAUCACGAAGCGAUUAUUGGACCCUACCGUGAAUAUCAAAUGGAGCGCCACGACAAACAACUGCCAAAACUUCUGCAACUCCCUCGUUAACACCAGCAUCUUCGAACCACUGGUCAGGGGCCCCGCCAAUAUCGAAACUGCAGAGCACGAGCCGCUGUAUUUGAUGAGUUUUAUGUGCCCUGACGAGGGAUACAUGCAGCGAGGCGUUAAGACGAAAUUUGACGUCCCCAGCGGGCUGACAGAGGAAUAUCUGCUCCGGUUCCACUUCGGCCGGCACGAUGAGGCCGAUAUCAUCGACACGUUUCAGGAAUACUGGUACGACUGGGGCGCGUUCGGGGGGCCUCUGUAUAAAUACCAGAACAUUUUCCCUUGGGACUGCACGGAAGCCUAUGGUCGUUAUCCAACCCGCUGCGGCGAGUGCAACAUGUCAAAGCACGUCUGGGCCUUCCCUUUUGACUCAUGGUCUAUGGUUUCACACCACCUUGCCCGCGACCGGCACAUGUACGCCCCUGCAACUCUGUCUGAAAGCCUCACCGACACAGGGCCCUGCACCAAGCUGCAGGCCUGGAUGCGCAACCGGCUGACCGUGCUCUGCGCAUCAGCGGUGCUCUGCCGGGCCGCCACCGCCAUGUCCCGGACGGCGUCCUUCCGCUCUUCUACAGAAUGGCUGCACUCAUCCUCCAGGUCAAGGCUACGGGUACAGUACCCGUCCCUGACCCGUGUCAAGCUAGGCGGCAUCCACCGGGCCCAGCCAUUCAGCCACUACUUUGAAGCUGGGACUUACAAGCACUACUUCCUGGCAGAGUGGGCGCUAUUGUCGCGGCCCGAGCAGGUCGCUGCCUACGAGCUGAUACGAGACGGCCGCACCCGGCUGCUGGAUGUACCGGCUUCGGGCGCGGGCCGGUUCUCGACACCCUCGACGGAGAGGAGCGAGAGAUUCCUCGGGUUAUACGGGUUCGAUGGGUUCGACGGGUUCGACGGAUUUGGCGGGAUUGGACAGACGGACAUAUCCGAAUCCAUGGCCAUUGUCUUUACCGACGCCGGCUUCUCAGACGAUGGCUCGGCGCCCGACAAAACAGAUGGUGCCCCGGCGUGCGCACUUGUGCAGGAGGCGGCGGCGGAUUCGGAGGGGGUUGCGGAGCUGGUGGCGGAAGUUGCGGAGGAGGCAGCGGAGGUGGCGGAGGAGGUUGCGGAGGAGGCAGCGGAGGAGGCAGCGGAGGCGGCGGAGGAGGUUGCGGCGGAUUCGGAGGAGGUUUCUGAGGAAGAGGUGACGGCUAUGAGAUUAGACCUGGUUCAAGUUCGAUUUAGAAUACCAAGUUCCAAGGCCACCUGCAGUACCUAUUUGUCCGCCUGGAAGACCGACAGUGUCGAUGGCUCAAACGACACAUUCGAGGAAGGGAAGAGUGAUUAG
This is a messenger RNA of Aspergillus pseudoviridinutans, 3150 nucleotides long. RefSeq lists its product as uncharacterized. The record is from RefSeq and is a predicted model, not a curated record. NCBI's taxonomy places the organism in Eukaryota, Fungi, Ascomycota, Eurotiomycetes, Eurotiales, Aspergillaceae. Bases 1 to 3150 code for a protein of 1049 amino acids. The transcript has 7 exons.